This is a messenger RNA of Exophiala oligosperma, 1974 nucleotides long. RefSeq lists its product as uncharacterized. The record is from RefSeq and is a predicted model, not a curated record. Gene Ontology annotation, biological process: transmembrane transport. Gene Ontology annotation, molecular function: ATP binding; ABC-type transporter activity; ATP hydrolysis activity. The transcript has a single exon. NCBI's taxonomy places the organism in Eukaryota, Fungi, Ascomycota, Eurotiomycetes, Chaetothyriales, Herpotrichiellaceae. The coding region runs from base 1 to 1974 and encodes 657 amino acids. Gene Ontology annotation, cellular component: membrane.
AUGGAGUUCUGGCAUAAGCUUCGCCGGCAUGUCCAGAUUGGUUGGUCGCCUCUGGCCAUCUUCCGCAAGACAGAUUGUGACUCCGAGAGACUCUUAUCCGACUCCGAGGCCUACGGAACGAUGUCAUCCGAGGACCGCACCGACACGACCAAGGUUCAACCCUUUCGAAGCUCACGACAGCAAUCUUGGUUCUCUAUCGAAGGGCUCCAUCUUCUUCUCCUCCACUUUUGGCUUUCGAAAAGUGCAUAUCUCAGGCAGUUUGGCGUCCUCGUUCCUUACAUCUGCCCUUCGGGAGACUGGAAGACACAAACGAGCAUCUUGGUGAUGAUUCUCCUCUUUUUCAAGGACCGUGCUUUACAGGUAUUGAUACCACGCCAAGUGGGCAUCAUCAUGGAUACUAUUCGGUCAGGAUCCAGUAAUCCUUGGACGAUAAUGACGAAGAUUUGUUGGUGGAUGUUUCUCGACGUGGCGCUUAAGUUUGAAAUUCCCGAGGCGGUAGCUAUGACCCGGGUCUCCCAUGUCGCGACGAAGAAUUUAGUCGCGUCUUUUCACGCUCACAUUUUGAACCUUUCCUUGGACUUCUUCCGAGGCGAACGCUCCGCCGAGCUUCUUACAACGCUCAAUGAUGGUGAGAGCAUUAGCGAGGCGAUCGCAGAGUUCCUUUUGGACCUUAUUCCUAUGGUGGCAGAUCUUGUUGUUGCCAUGAUAUAUCUUCAUUACACCAUUAACGGGUACGUCACACUGGCCAUUGCCUUUUUCGGCGCUAUCUAUAUCUUCUUGAUACAGUACGGAAUAUGUUGGCAGUCCGAUUCAUAUCGAUCUUAUGUCGAGAAGCGUCGACAAGUCCAACAUGAAUUGCAAGAUUCGAUCCAGAAUUGGCAAGCCAUUUUUUGUUUUCGCCAACAAGACUAUGAAUCUCGCCGGUUCUUGGAGACUUUGACCGAGCUAUUGAGGAGACGAACAAGAUAUUACAUGAGACACUAUCUGGUAUCCAAUGCCCGAAGUUUGCUUCUCAGUUUGGCGCUGCUAGGAGCGGCUUCCGCCACGACUUUGGGGAUCAGGAAUGGGGCGGCACCUUCCAACUUCGCGGUCCUUAUCACGUAUUGGGCUGCCAUAUCGAGAAAUCUCAGCGGACUGACCAAGAGCUUACGAAAUUUUGGAGAGAUGCUGGUGUCCGCGGAGAAGCUCGUCAGGAUUCUCCAGGCAAACCCUACCGUCGUCGAUGGAGCGAGAUCGUUGCUUAUACAAGACGGGGCCCUUUUAUUUGAGAAUGUUUCGUUUACGUAUGCAGGACAUGCUACUGGAGUCCAGAACAUCAACUUCAAAGUUCCGGGCGGAUCAACGGUGGCAUUGGUGGGCGAGAGUGGUGGAGGCAAAUCUACCAUUGCCAGCCUCUUGCUUCGGCUGUACGACGUGGAGAACGGCGCGAUUAAGAUUGACGAUCAAGAUAUUCGGGAUGUCACGCUGUCCAGCCUGGGGGAUGCAGUUGCAAUUGUGCCACAAGAGUCUCACAUCUUCGACCGACCUGUCAUUGACAACAUUCGAUGUGGGAGGGGCAAUGCCACCGAGGAGGAAGUGAUAGAAGUGUGCAAGGCGAUCGGACUCCAUGAUGCGAUCAUGAAAUUUGAAGAGAACUACCAGAUGAAAGCAGGUGAAGGAGGCAAUCGAUUAUCUGGUGGACAGAGACAGCGGGUUGGAAUUGCUCGAGUCCUUUUGAAAAGACCGAAGGUGAUCAUCCUUGACGAACCUACGUCGGCUGUUGACUCGGUCACCGAGGCCAAAAUCAAAGAAACAUUCGACCGCUUGAGUUAUCGCCCCACCAUUCUUGUCGUUGCUCAUCGACUCUCGACCAUCAAGGAUGCAGAUCUCAUUCUUGUCAUCCAUGAGGGUCGCAUCAGUGAGAAAGGUACCCACUCAGAGUUAAUGGCACAAGAUGGGAUGUAUCAUGAACUUUGGUUGUCUCAGUCAAAAUAG